AUGAGACCGAGAGAUCUGGGACGAGUCCUGAGUGGAGAAACGCCACUAGAUCAAUCAUUCACGAAGACCCCGGUGAAGACGCCGAUGAAGUCAACGCUCGAGCGCGCCAGGGAAUUGCCAAGCGAUGCGCAACUGGAUCAAGGCGAUAACUGGUUCGCAGUGGCGACAUCGUGGUGGGAUCAGUUCCAGGCUGCUCCGAAUGCAAAAGACGCACCAAGUGUGCAAAACGCCUCGCUGAUUGACAAGCAGCUCAGCUCCAAGACUCGCAAGGUGUCGAUUUUGAAGCCAAAACUUGAGGAGGGAGCCGACUUGAUGUUCAUCCAGGAGGCUUCGUGGGACGUGAUCGCGCGCAAGUUGGGCUUCGACUGGGAGAUCCGUCGCGAAGUGAUCUACCAGCGAAUCCAGCAGCAGCUACGGAUUGAGCCGUACCCGUUUGCGUUCAAGGUUUUCUCAUGGACGGCCGACGAUACCGAUCCGGUAGAGCUGGUCGAUGAUGCAGGCCAGGAAGUGGUGGUUCUCGGCAGUCGGAACCACACGCUUGGACAAUUGCUGAGUGAAGUUUGGCUCGCAGCCCCAGUGGAGUUUCGCCAACAAUUCCCCGAUUUAUUGGGAAGUGUCGACCCGACCUGUUCCUCUCCAAAGAACACGACUACAGCGUCGGAUGCUGCACAGAUUCGAGUCUGUUAUCAUACUAUCCGGCCUAGUGAUGAUACCCUGGAGUGGAUGCAAAUGAACAAAAUGCUGAAGCGUCCUCGUACAGCACUUGCGACGCGCUUGAAAGUGCAUGCCAAGAAGCGUAAAGUACGCGAGCAGGAGCAGAGCAGCGACGAGCGAAGUGACCAAGAAAGUGAAGCCGAGUUUGAUGUGCUGCUCGAAGGUGGUCGCACAGAGAUGAAUGUGAAGUUCGGUGAUCUUCGCCUCGAUAACCGAAGCGAAAUCGCCAGCGGCUCUGCCCGUCUACACGAACUGCUGAUUGAGAAGAAGAAAAAAGGUGAGGGGUGGCCAAGUCAAGGCCGGGAGCUGCAGUGGCGCAUGGCUCUUGAUAAAGGUGACUUGCUGGAUGCCUUGGACACGUCACGCGUCUGGUUCGAGGCACGGGUCCUCGCUGCACGACGCAAUAAAGUGCACGUGCACUACAGAAGUUGGGAGAGGAAAUGGGACGAGUGGAUUCCCCGUACGUCGCCCCGAAUUGCACUGCCGUACUCUCGAGUCCCGAGAUGGCGUAGUUCACUUCGACCGCACUCUUUGGUCCAGGUCGGUAUUGAAGUCCCGCGACUCAAACACACCAAGUGGCGCAACGCCACCGUGAUUGAGGUGAUCCCAAGCGCGGAUGUUGAGGUGCAAGGAGAGAGUGACGGUGUCGGCGUUCGCGUGCAUGUAGAGGUCGACGACGACGACAUUUGGCUGCCUGCGCACGACGAUUUACUGUGUCGGUCUAACACGCAUAACGAGUCGAAUCCAUUGACGAAAAGAGAGCGUCGGCUGCUCUCUCACGACGAUCCAUUGGUACCUGACACGUCUAAGGCCGAGGAGGAAGAUUACAUUGGUGAUCAAGAGCACGAAGUCGUGGAAGUCGACGGUGAUGAAGAUGACAGUGAUGAAGCUAGCUUAGUGGAUCACGAGGGGUCAAGAUCCCCACCGUUGAAAGAGACCAACGCAGCGAAAUUCACGAUGGCAAGCCGAGCUGCUCGGAACCUGAACGCAAGUUUUAGUCAGGCUGGAGACCAAGGCCAGUCGUCUGCCGGUCGCACACCUCGACGAGUCGGUCGAAGCCACCCACAAGUCUCGAGCAACGACACUUCUCCCGAGCCAGUAUCUCCAGCUCUAAAUGCUGGCCGACCAAGCAACCGUGAAUUGCAGUCAUUGUGGGGACAAGUGGGUCGUGACUUGCAGGAAUUGCAGGCAAGCUGGACUCAGCUGGGCGAUGGCCUCUUUGCAGCGGUGGAGGAGCAUGUGGAAGGAGAGAAUUAAGGUAACCGCGGACGCUGGAGAGCGACGCUAUCCGUAAGUUUGCAUGAAUUUAUCGUCCUAGUCUAUCAUUUAUAUCCAUUAGAGACCUGGAGACCGUUCUCGAUGGAUUCUCAAUAUCUUUUCAC
Molecule: messenger RNA, 2096 nt
Organism: Phytophthora nicotianae INRA-310
Lineage: Eukaryota; Oomycota; Peronosporomycetes; Peronosporales; Peronosporaceae
Exons: 2
Coding region: 1-1971 (656 amino acids)
Molecular function (GO): cysteine-type deubiquitinase activity
Source: RefSeq, a predicted model, not a curated record